Messenger RNA from Lecanosticta acicola, 2221 nucleotides. The record is from the annotation of a GenBank genome assembly. NCBI's taxonomy places the organism in Eukaryota, Fungi, Ascomycota, Dothideomycetes, Mycosphaerellales, Mycosphaerellaceae.
AUGCCCUCCACCGCCUCCAAGAAGGGCCAGUCCGCCAGACCCUCCUCCAAGACCGACCGCCGCUCCACCUCCCGCCACUCCACUCCCGUCUCCGCCCUCACCGAGACCUCCCCGCCCACCCCAGUCAACAGCACGCCUUCCGGGCCCUCGCAGACCAUGGCCAAGGAGACCCCAUACCUGCACACUUCUACCGCCGCCUUGAUCUCCUCGGAUCCGAGCAUAGAGGCUCUGAUAGACAAGAGCAAUGCCUCUGCCGCGAAAGCAGGCGACCCGCCUUCAGCACGCGACUUGGCUGCUUUGGUGGAGAAGAUCUCGAAUUCCGUAAACAAGUUCAUGAGCAAGCGCAGCGAGAUCUGUGACAGAAGUAUGCGUCAACUGGUCCAGAAGCGAAAGGAUCGCGCGCACGAGGAGAGGGAGCUGGAGGCUGCGAGAGCGGAAGCUGAGCGAGCAAAGAUCAAGCGGGAGGAAGACGAGAAGCGGAAAGAGAAGAAGAGUGCUAGCAAGAAGCGAAAUCACGAUGACAUGGAUAUCGAUGAAGACGAGGAGCACCAAGAGCGGAAGGAAAAGAGGGAGAGCUUGCCCCAUGUCGGCGCGCACGGCCUGGCCAGGCAGGACGGCGUAGGUGUGCACCAAGGUGAGUUUCCGGCUACUCCCCCUGUUCCCUCCAGUUGCGACCAGAUGCGCAUGUCGAAAAGCGCAGGAUACCUUCCAAGUCGGCCAUGUGAGAAUAUGACUUCACGUGCCAGCAGGCGCCAGCUACUUCUGGGCCAGCUUGUCCUCACGCGAGCCCGCAAACUCACCUCGCACUGUGCAAUCACUCCACGAUGGUCGCACUCAGUCGCACUAAUGCACCGAUUCUCACGCAGGCGCGCCACCUCCUCCAUCACCCCCAAUCCAACCCGGAACUGCUGUUCCCGACCUCAUGGAUGCCGAGUCUGGUUCAGAAUCCGGCGAGCCGCGCGCCGAUGCUCCUGCGACUGCGCCGCUGUACGAGAGAAUAUUCGGAAAAGACCCGACGCAAGGUGACGACCCGAUAAUAUACGACAUACGUGAGCUUCGCGAUGACAUGACCGACGAGGAGAAGCGGCAAUUACUACAAGUGAAGGAAUGGCCUAGAAGUGACCUGCGCGACUUGACCGCCGGAGAUCCCCCGGAUAAAGACUUCAGCAAUGCCAAACCUGCGAAUCAAGUCAAUUUCAGCACGUUCCAGACUUAUGUUGAUCCGUACAUCCGACCAUACACGGAAGAGGACGUGGCAUUUCUCAAGGAACGUGGAGAUCGCGUGACACCAUACAUCAUCCCGCAGCGUGGUACGAAGGGUUACAAGGAGGUCUGGGCAGCUGAGGAUGGCAUGACUGGGCUAGAGCCUCCGCAAAAGCACGUGAACAAUCCAAACGAGGCGAGGGGUAGCAUGGAAGACAUGGAGGAUGACAUUGCAGAUCAGGAUACUGUCAGCAUGGGCCCGGUGAUGAGUCGUCUACUCUCCGUGAUGCGACCACAGCCCAACGGAGCGAGGAAAGAGAACGGCGAAGACGCCAGUGGAGAUACGUCCAUGGUCAAUGGCGAUGAUGAUGCGGAAGCCCCACCCGCCACUGGUGCUGAGGAUUCCGCACCAGCGACACGCCUACCGCCUGAUGCUCCGAGGCCGCCGAACUUGCCGCAAUUGGACUAUGAGACUUUCGAACAGCGAGCUCUACAAGAACUGCGCUACAUUGGAAUCUUGAGCCCCAAUGAAGUUCCCAAUUACGAUGCGCACGACGAUGACGAGGUCGCUAUGCGCCUUCGCACUUUACAGCACGCGCUUCAAGAAAAGAGCCGGAAAAACAACGCCCGCAAGGCGCGCGUACUCGAACUAACAGAAGAGCAAAUGGCGAUGCAGGAAUACUCCAACAUCGCGGACGAUCUGGACAACCAAGUCAACGCAGCGUACCUUAAGCGGAAUCGCUCACUUGCGAAACCAAACCAGAAGAAAGGAGGCUCUCAAGCUCGACCAGGCCAGAAGGGCGUCGCAUCGGGCGUCGUUGGCGGUAGAGGCGUCAGCGAUGGCGUACGAGCUCUCAUGCAAAAACGCAGGGAUUGGAACGAGAUGGUUGGUCCAGUGGUCGGCUUUGGAAGGCCCAGAAUUCCUGGCGAGGACGAGACGAUUUUCCAUCCGGAUGUUAUGAAGAACUUCGAGAAAGCGGAGCGCGAGGCAGAGCUGGGGGAGAAUGAGGCGGAAUAG